AUGGCAGGUCUAAUGCACAAAUGGGAGCUAUCACCAGAGCCAGCUACGUUUGCGUCCAGCAACCGUUGGUCUAACAAGGACAUGGAUGUCGUCCCCGAGAAUAAGAGGACCUGGGGUCGAACAAGCUGGGUUCUGUAUUGGAUCAGUGACGCUCUCAACGUUGCCUCCUAUGAGUUAGCGUCAAGCAUGCUUGCCGUUGGACUCUCCUGGCGUCAAGCACUUCCUGCCAUCGCUGUGGGACAUAUCAUUAUUGCAGCGGCCAUUACAGGAAACGGUGCCAUCGGUGCAACGCUUCAUGUCCCCUUUCCGGUCAUCAAUCGCUCGUCCUUUGGCUUUUACUUUUCUUAUUUUAGCGUCAUUAGCCGUGUUGUCCUCGCCAUGUUCUGGUUUGGCAUACAGACGUAUACAGGAAGCGAAUGUGUCUAUCAAAUGCUCAAAGCAAUCUGGCCUUCGACGGCUCGCAUCCCAAAUCACAUUCCAGAAUCCUCGCACAUUACCACAGUAGGGCUUAUGUGCUACUUUCUCUUCUGGCUCUUCCAACUCCCCCUCUUGCUUAUCAGCCCACAAAAAGUACGCUAUCUCUUCUGGGCAAAGGCUGCCAUCGUUCCGCCUGCGUUUCUUGCAAUGAUGAUCUGGGCGUUUGCUACAACGGGUGGUGGAGAGAUCUUUGCGCAAAGAGGCACACUCCAUGGAUCCAAACUGGCGUGGGCAUGGCUUGCCGCCCUUAAUUCGACCUUGGGCAACUUUUCUACAUUGGCUGUCAAUAUCCCGGACUUUACACGCUAUUCACCGUCUGUGAAAGCACAGAAUGUGCAAAUGAUUAUCAUCCCAAUCGCUUUCACCUUUUGCGCCUUUGUCGGUAUCGCAUGUACGUCUGCAGGGUAUGUCCACUAUGGAGCAUACUAUUGGGACCCGCUCCGCCUGAUCGACAAUUGGGACAAUCGUGCCGCGUCCUUUUUUGCGGCAUUUGCAUUCGCACUCGCCACCGUCUGUACAAACAUUUCGGCCAAUUCAAUCUCGGCUGCCAAUGAUUUGACGGCACUCUGUCCGCGAUGGAUCAAUAUUCGUCGUGGACAGGUGCUUUGUGCACUCAUUGGUGGUUGGGUCAUCCUACCCUGGGAGAUUCUCGCCACAGCCAUUGGAUUCUUGCAGUUCAUGGCGGGCUAUACCGUGUUUCUGGGUCCUAUUGCCGGGAUCAUGCUCGCCGAUUAUUAUCUCGUCAAACGUGGUCGAAUCGACGUUCCAGCUCUGUACAAACCAAAGGGCAGGUAUCGGUAUUACGGCGGAGUGGCAAGUAAUUGGCGCGCUGUUGUCGCGCUUGUGGUCAGCGUUCCGCCCAACCUGCCUGGGUUGAUCAACGCCAUCAACCCAAAGAUCAAUGUUCACGGCGGCAUCUACCCAUACAAUAUUGCAUGGCUUCUCGGGCUGACGCUCGCCGCAACGGUGUACACGCUCACAUCCAAAGUCUGGCCUGCGCAUGAGACUAUCAUCCCAGAUGCUAUCUUUGACGAAUCCCACAGACACGAUUCCAAGGCUGAUUCUCAUGAAGGUAGCGUCGACGACAAGGAGAAGGGCGCAAAGACCACCAUGACUGAAGUCUGA
Molecule: messenger RNA, 1602 nt
Organism: Serendipita indica DSM 11827
Lineage: Eukaryota; Fungi; Basidiomycota; Agaricomycetes; Sebacinales; Serendipitaceae
Source: the annotation of a GenBank genome assembly